Messenger RNA from Fonsecaea multimorphosa CBS 102226, 2250 nucleotides. RefSeq lists its product as uncharacterized. Gene Ontology annotation, molecular function: catalase activity; heme binding. The transcript has 4 exons. Gene Ontology annotation, cellular component: cytosol. Gene Ontology annotation, biological process: response to oxidative stress; hydrogen peroxide catabolic process. The record is from RefSeq and is a predicted model, not a curated record. NCBI's taxonomy places the organism in Eukaryota, Fungi, Ascomycota, Eurotiomycetes, Chaetothyriales, Herpotrichiellaceae. The coding region runs from base 1 to 2250 and encodes 749 amino acids.
AUGGCCACCUCCGUCGCCAACACCGUUCGAGAUAUUGGAAAUUCAGCCGCCGAAUCCGUCCAAAGCAUGGCUCAGAACAAGAAGAUCGCCGACCUGGAAAAGAACAAGAAGAAUCAGCAGGACACCAAGCAGAACACUACCACUGACUUUGGUACCAAAGUCUCAGAUGUUGACCACUGGCUGAGGAUUGCCGAUGAGAAGAGCGGAAGAAUUGGGCCUACUUUUCUCGAAGAUCAAGUGGCCCGAGAACGCAUUCACCGCUUCGAUCAUGAGCGCAUCCCCGAGCGAGUUGUCCAUGCACGCGGUGCUGCUGCUCACGGUCACUUCAAACUCUUCGAGAGUGCCGAAGAUGUCACCUCCGCCGGCGUACUGACAGACACCUCUCGGACCACACCAAUCUUUGUCCGAUUUUCCACCGUGCAAGGCAGCAGAGGCAGUGCAGAUACUGUUCGUGAUGUCAGAGGGUUUGCUGUCAAGUUCUACACCGAUGAGGGCAACUGGGACAUUGUGGCCAACGAUAUCCCAGUGUUUUUCAUCCAGGACGCCAUUAAGUUCCCGGAUCUCAUCCACGCCGUCAAACCGGAGCCAGACAACGAAGUCCCACAGGGGCAAACUGCUCACAACAACUUCUGGGAUUUCGUCUUUCUCCACAAGGAGGCAACCCACAUGUUCUGUUGGGCCAUGUCCGACAGAGGCAUUCCUCGUUCCUACCGCAUGAUCCAGGGUUUUGGUGUCAACACCUUUGCUCUCAUCAACGCCAAGGGAGAAAGAACAUACUGCAAGUUCAUCUGGACACCCGAACUUGGCGUCCAUUCGCUGGUUUGGGACGAGGCUCUUAAAUUAGCCGGCCAAGACCCCGAUUUCCACCGCAAGGAUCUGUGGGAGGCCAUCGAGAAUGGGGCCUACCCCAAGUGGAAGUUCGGUCUGCAGUGCAUCAAGGAUGGCGACCAAGAUAAAUUCGACUUUGACAUCCUCGAUGCCACAAAGGUUUGGCCUGAGGAGCAGGUGCCUAUUCGCUACAUUGGUGAAUUGGAGCUCAACCGCAACGUUGACGAGUACUUUGCCGAGACCGAGCAGGUGGCUUUCUGCACCAGUCACAUCGUCCCUGGCAUCGACUUUAGUGAAGAUCCACUUCUGCAGGGUCGGAACUUCUCCUACCAAGACACUCAAAUCACCCGCUUGGGUGUGAACUGGGAAGAAUUGCCAAUCAACCGUCCAGUCUGCCCCGUUCUGAAUUUCAACCGCGAUGGCCAGCUCCGUCACACGAUCUCCAAAGGCAAAGCAAACUACUGGCCCAACAGAUGGGAAGCCAACCCACCGACUAGCCACAGCGGCUCAGGUGGAUUUGAGUCGUACCCAGCACAGUACCCCGGCGUCAAGGCGCGUAUGCUCACCCACAAAUGGAAGGACUAUCUGUCGCAAGCGCAACUGUUCUUCAACUCCAUGUCCGAGAUCGAGAAGAAGCACAUGGUCGAGGCGUUUUCCUUUGAAUUGGACCACUGCGACGACGACAUUGUCUACGAACGCCUAGUCACUCGUUUGGCGGAGAUUGAUCUGUCGCUCGCCCAGGCCGUUGCCAAGAACUGCGGUGCGAAGACUCCUGAGAAACAGAUUGCCCCGAACCAUGGCAAGAAGGCCAAGGGUCUCAGCCAAUUCGACUACCUGCCCGAGCAGCCCACGAUCAAAGGCCGUCGCGUUGCCAUCCUCAUUGCAGAUGGAUUCGAUCUCCAGGCGUAUGAGGCCAUGAAGGCAGCAGUACUGGCGCAGAGCGCUGUCCCAUGGACGAUCGGGACAAGACGUCAGCCUCUUGUGGCCUCCGAUGGCUCUUCGCAGGUCAAGCCUGACCAUUUCCUGAAUGGUCAACGAUCCACCAUGUUCGACGCCCUCUUCAUCCCGGGUGGCGCCAAGUCUGCCGACACGCUGAAGGAGAUUGCCCUGGCACGAUUCUGGGUCAAGGAAGCCUUUGGCCACCUCAAGGCCAUCGGCGCCGUUGGCGAGGGUGUGCAACUCGUUCACGCUGCUCUUACUGAGGUCCAGAAUGUAACUCUGGCCUCUGAAGGAAGCGACGACGUUGUGGAUUGGUAUGGUGUUGUCACGGCCAACAAACCAGACACGGGAAGCGGUGUCAAGGACAGCAUCAAGAUGGUUAAAGAAGCAAAGGACUUUACGAGCAAGUUCUUCUGGAACAUCUCGAUGCAUCGGAACUUCCCCAGAGAACUGGACGGCUAUGCGGAGCAGGUGUCCAUCUAA